AUGGCAUCGCAGCCUUCGCCCACAUCCUCGACCAGUAGCGUUGGCUCGAGGAGGUCCAUUGACCAGAAUGGCCCGCCAACACUGGAAGAUCUCGUGAAGCACUUCGUCGCGUCCAAGCGCUCACUGAACACGCAGACGGUGCUCUGGCGCGCCAAUGACAUUGUCAACACAGCUCGCCAGCUGCUCGAGGAGAAUGCAGUGCUUGCUGCCAAGAACACGUCGAUACGUAACCUUGUAGAACAACAGGUAGAUGCACUCGAGGCUGUCCGUCGUGGCAUAGAUGUGUUUGACGCCGAAAUCACAGUUGAGUUCAAGCCGCGCUGCAACCUCCGGGGCACGCCGCAGAAGCACCUCUACGACUUCAUCGACAGCGCCACCGUCUCCAAUCUCGAAGGCACCCUGCGCGCCUGCAUUGACCGCUACAAUGCAGCGCAUCGCAUCCUCGAUGAAAGCAACGAUGCCUUCGAUACCUCCCUCGACAACCUGCACACCUCCAUUGAGAACGUACCGCUGACACCUGCAAGCGCAUCGCUGCCGAGUCCCAUACCGAGCCUGUACCAGGAUCUAGAAGCACAUGCAAAGGAGGCUGCACAGGCCUUCCAGUCGCUUGUCCAGCACUACGAUCUGUGUGUGACUGCCCUUCGGCAUACCGAAGGCGGCUCUGCGGCGGCAACCGAGGCCACAGGCGAUGCUCCGACUCACUCCACUGACGAGUUUGCUGCACCGCCCGAGCCCAUGAGCGAAGCUGAGCGGCAGGAAAUGGUUGCUGUCUUGGUCAACGACGCACACGAGGUCAACGAUGUCGUCACUGAAAUCAGGGAGCGUGGAUCUGAAAUGACCUUCCUCCUCACCCAGAUCGAGAACCAUAUCAACCAUCUCCGUAACGAAGCCUCGGGCCUCUCAAGCAUACUCAAAAUGAUCUCGCAGAUCACGGGCGAGGUCAAGACACACAUUACCACAUCGCGAUCAUUCCACGCAUUGUGGCUCCAAGACACCCGGCCCACUCUCGUCACCGGCAUCGAGGAGUGGGAGAACCAGCGCGACUUUUACGAACGCUUCGAUCUCGCAUAUGCAGAGUUGCUGGUUGAAAUAUCGUCGCGCCCGAAGAAGACACGAGAGGGCGAAAAGAAAGGCAGAAGAUGCACAGAGGGAGCUUGA
Messenger RNA from Parastagonospora nodorum SN15, 1158 nucleotides. RefSeq lists its product as hypothetical. The coding region runs from base 1 to 1158 and encodes 385 amino acids. The record is from RefSeq and is a predicted model, not a curated record. Gene Ontology annotation, molecular function: protein kinase activator activity; molecular adaptor activity. The transcript is spliced from 2 exons. Lineage: Eukaryota; Fungi; Ascomycota; Dothideomycetes; Pleosporales; Phaeosphaeriaceae. Gene Ontology annotation, cellular component: Atg1/ULK1 kinase complex; phagophore assembly site. Gene Ontology annotation, biological process: autophagosome assembly; activation of protein kinase activity; piecemeal microautophagy of the nucleus.